Messenger RNA from Puntigrus tetrazona (Sumatra barb), 3632 nucleotides. RefSeq names its product adenosine receptor A3. Bases 1417 to 2490 code for a protein of 357 amino acids. Gene Ontology annotation, molecular function: G protein-coupled adenosine receptor activity. Gene Ontology annotation, biological process: G protein-coupled adenosine receptor signaling pathway. Lineage: Eukaryota; Metazoa; Chordata; Actinopteri; Cypriniformes; Cyprinidae. Gene Ontology annotation, cellular component: dendrite; synapse; membrane. The record is from RefSeq and is a predicted model, not a curated record. The transcript has 2 exons.
GUUUUUGCCUAAUCUGCCCAUAGUCUUGCCUUGCCUGUUUCCCUAUGUUUACUUUUUUUGCCUGUGCAUCUGUGCAUCUUUGGAUUGUGUUUGCACAUCCUUACCUGGAUUGUAAUGUUAAUGGAAUUGAUUCUCAUGGAAUUAUUUAAUUGAUAAAAUUCCUGAAAGCAGUUUUAAAUUACUUUGGAUAAAACACUCAAAAUGUAAAUGUAUUUCUUUUUAUCGGCGUUGAAAAGAGUUCUUUUUGUGGAAACUGGAAAUGAUACCUUCUGAAUGAUAUCCGCCUUUUUCCUGAAUGCGAAAGUAAGGUUUGCAUUGCAGUUCGUUAGAUGCUAUAGAGAAAUAACAAGGAAAAUAAUGUGCAAUAAACGGUAAAAAUGUUUGCACUACAAACCAGUGUGUGUUCAUGAUUAAGAUAAUACACCAAAAAUAUUUUUUACGUCAGGGUACCUAAAUUUUGUAUGUAUAUCUUCUUAAUAAUGAAAUAUACUGAAUAUUUAUUUUUAUUAUUAAUUUUUAUUUCAAUAAUAUAUUAUAAGCGUAUCCUUAAGGCACUAUAAUGAAUGCAUAAUACAUUAUAAAAACACUUAUAAUGCGUUAUAACAUGAAUAAUCCUAAAAACAUAUUAUAACAAUUUGUCAUUGUAACUUUUAAGAGUAUGAUUAUUUAUAACUAUAAACAGCGCAUUAAUCUACUUUGUUUACAACUAACUAUAUCAUAUCUUUAUUAAGAUCUGCACUGAAGAUCAAACCACUUUUGUGAGCGGUUAGGUGCUGAGUAUUAUCUGUUUCCUGUGAGGCUAAUAUUAAGGCUAAUGUGAGCUAGGUAAUGCUACCAACUGAAAAAUAAAUUAUUAUAUAAACCUAAAAGUAUCCGUAGACUUUAGGUAGAGUAGGUAGAUUGUAAAAGUAUGUUGCAAAGUAUCCUUUACUCAGUAUGUCUCACGAGGAAGCAUCAAAACAAAGUGUUAGCAUAUAUUAGUGCUAAUACUCUACUGAAGGCUAGUCGGCAUGUACCUUGCUUAUCGACAGCCAUCUAAAGGGUACUAUUAAAAGCAAAUGUGUCAUAUUACUCGUUCAUCUGAUCUGAUCUUAUGGGCUGUUCGAGAUCAUGGUAGCUUAAGUGGAUAAAUCUUUUUCAUUGUGUGUUAUAAAUGAUCAUACUCUUAAAAGCUAUAAUCACAGAUAGUAAAUACCAUAACACAUUAAAACUGUUCUUAUGAAUAUGCAUGAGAUGAUACAACAUUGUCAUCUUUAUAACGCAUUAUGCAUUCGUUAUAAUGAACGUGCAUUAUAAAAGAGCGCUUCACGGAAAGCGUUACCCUUUUUUUCUUUUUAAAAACGCAUUAUAUUAGCCACUCCAAAGUAAUGAUUUAGCAAAAAAAUAUUGUGUAUACGUGAGCAUGUUUGGCUUUGCAUGUGUCAAGGCAACUUCCUAUUUAAACCACCACUUAAAGCAAGUUCCUGUAGAGUUUGUGCGCCUAUUCUCAACAUGACUGAUGAAGAGAGGGUGAUCUACACUUCCCUGGAGGUGCUCAUCUCUGUGGGCUGCUGCCUGGGGAACGUGCUGGUGAUCUGGGCGGUGUGGUCCUGCCGUGCCUUGAGUCAGACCACGUUCUGUUUCGUUGUGUCCUUGGCUGUGGCUGAUCUUCUGGUGGGAGCCGUGGCCGUGCCUCUCUCGGUGGUGGUCGAUGGACGCUUGGAGACUAGUUUUUACUGCUGCCUCUUCAUCAGCAGCGUGAUCAUUGUGCUGACCCAGGCCUCCGUUCACUCGCUGCUGGCCAUCGCUGUGGACCGAUACCUGCGCGUUUAUAACCCUCUCAGGUACAGAGGAGCGGUCAAAAAGAAGCACCUGUGGGCCGCGGUCACUGUAUGUUGGCUGUCUGCUCUUAUACUAGGUCUUAUUCCCAUGUUUGGAUGGCACAACAAAAACACGACAACCUCCGAAAACCACACAAUUACGUGUAAUUUCACCACAGUCAUAGACAUGUCCUACAUGGUCAACUUCAACUUCCUCGCUUGCAUCCUCACACCCACCAUCAUCAUGAUUAUCCUGUACUUGUUACUCUUUAAUAUGAUAUCCAAACAGCUGAGAAAAGGAGUCGGGCGCGCUGCGGAGUCCAGGUCGUUUUACUUCAAGGAGCGGAAACUGGCCAGCUCUCUGGCUUUGGUUCUGAUUCUGUUUGCCGUUUGUUGGUUCCCGCUGCACGUAAUCAACGCGCUCGACUACUACACGGGCGUCAAGGUGCCCGUUCUCGCCUUACACGUCACCAUCCUCCUCUCUCACGCUAACUCCGCCGUGAACCCUAUAGUGUACGCGUUCAAGGUCCCUAAGAUCAAGAUGGCGUAUAAGAGCAUCCUGAUGAAGCUGACGAGCUCGGAGCAGAGGGGAGAUCAGAACACUUUGGAUAACAACUUCAGCAGCAACUCGAACAGCAUGGUCCGGUGCAGCAUGAAAAUAAACCCGCAGGUCGCUAAUCAGGAUGGUUAGCGCUAGUCUGCCAUCACGUACAAUAAGUAGGGGAGGCCUGGCUAAAGUAAAAAAAUAUCCAGCGGUGGACCUGUAUAUGCCUUGCUCCUACAUUAUAUAUACAAGUCAUAUAAUGUUGCUACAAAGAACAUUAUUUGUGUAUUUGGGGUAAUGCAAUGUGUUUCUGUGGUUUAAGUUUUAAAACACACAUUAUUUUCCACGUACUGUACAUUAUUGUUUCUCCUCUAAGCCCCGCCUCCCGAAACGGGUCGAUUUGUACAAAGCUCACCUUUCUAAGGUGUGCUCCGAUUGGCCGGCUAUCCAGUGCAUUGUGAUUUGCUGAAAUGUUACGCCCUUUUUUAAAACACGACGCCGCUUCCCACUACUGUGGCACCAAACAAUAAAACACAUUACAAACGAGGCCUCUGUUGCAUCCAGUGGAGACACAUUUACUGAUUAUCGUGACGUGUCGCCUUUUUUAAGCAUUCACGUUACAUCACGCCUCUUAAACGUGAACAAGAAGUGCAAGAUAGCCUCUGUGCACAGCUAGCAUAGCUGCUCAGGAAAUAGUCUUCUGUAAAUGCACUGAACACACUCUAAUAUGUGUGUCGAUCUGUUCUAGAACAGUGUAGUAAAUACAACUUAACCCCUGAUUUCUAGUUGUGUCCUCUUUUGGAAGCACAAGCAAAGCGGUUUCUCUCACAACCACGCGCUGUGAUGAAGACACGCCCCCACGUUGUGAUGUGUACAGGUCAUAGUCUUUAUAAAGAACAUCUCUUUGAUUUUGAGACUUUACUCAAAAUCUUCUUCUUUAUGCACCAAGAGCUUGUGACACUCUAAAGAGAAAGGAAAAUGUUAAAUGACAUCGUAUCCAACAUCCAAAAAUACACUUUAAUUCUAGCGUUGUCAUAUUUUGUGUUAAAGAAAAAAAAAGCUGCCCUAAAAACAAACCCGCUGUAGAAUAAAGAGGCUGUUUUUCCUGCAUGUAUACAAUGAAUGCUAAAAAUAUGUUUUUAUACACUUAUUUGUUUUGUGUAUCUUACUUUUAAUGACAACUUGCACUAACAUGCGUUUCAAUGAAGUGUGUGUGUGUGUGUGUGUAUAAUCUGUAUAUAUGUUUUGGGGUCUUUAACAUUUUUUUUAAUAAAGCAUGGGAUCGAUUU